AUGGAGAAGCUGCAGGAGUCGAACAAGGCGUUGCAGAAGGAGCUGAAGAAGAGCAACAAGAAGGGCAAGAAGUCGUCGUCGUCGUUGUCGUCGUCCUCUACCGACCUCACGGCGAGCGAGAAGGAGAUUGAGAAGAUUCGAGAGGAACUGGACGCGACGAUCCAGGAGAAGAAGCAAGUGGAGGAGGAGAAGGAAGCUCUUCUGAAGGAGAAGGAGGAGCUGGAGAAGAAGCAGAGAGAGCUGGAGGACGAGCUGGACAAGUCGCACAAGGACAUCGAGGUGAAGGCUACGGAGUUGACAUCGCUUGCGGGCAUGAUGAAGGAGAACAAGGAGAGCUCGCUGAAGGAGAAGGAGGAGGAGCUGGAGAAGCUCCAGAAGGAGAAGGAGGAGUGCGAGAAGGAGCUGGAGGAGCUGCGGAAGGAGCUCGAGCAGGCUCAGCACCGAAACGCUCUCCCGGAGGACCAGGUGGAGCGCGAGAAGGAGCUGGAGGAGGAGCUGGAGAGCAAGACGAACGAGCUGGAGCAGGUGCUGAAGGAGAAGGAGGAGAUCGAGAAGACGCUGGAGGAGGUGGAGAAGGCGAAGAAGGAGGCCGAGGAGAAGCUGGAAGAGCACAAGCUGGAGAACGAGGCCAAGCUGGCUGCUGCGGCUGCGGCUGCCGACGCGAAGAUUCGCAGCUUCGAGGAGCAGCGCGAUGAGAUGAAGAAGGCCGCCGAGGAGGCGGAGAAGCGCGUGCAGGAGCUGGAGAAGGAGCUGGAGGAGGCGCAAGCGGCGGCUCGUGAUGCCGAUGAAACGGUGAAGGACCUGGAGAAACAGCUCGAUGAGAUAAAGAAACGACCCGAGGAGGCGGAGUCUGCGUCAGACGCGGACGCGGAGAAGCAGAUCGCUGCCUUGGAGCGGGAAUUGGCGGACGCCAAGGAGGCCGCGGAGAAGAAGACGCAGGAGUUCGAGGAGCUGAAGAAGGAGAACGAGGAGAAGAUCGGCGAGCUGAACAACGCGAAGACGCAGCUGGACGAGAAGGCUGCGGAGCUGGAGGAGGCUCGCACCGAGGUGGAGAAGAUGCGCAGCGAGCUGGAGGACGCCAACAUGCGCGCGGAGAGAGCGGCCGCAGCCGAGCAGGCGGCGCAGGAAGAAGUGGAGCGCGUGAAGGCGGAGCUGGAGAACCUGGAGAAGGAGCUGAAGGCCACGCAGGAGCAGCUGGAGUCGCUGCUGAGCGAUGGAGAGGAGAAGAAGGAGGAACUGGACCGAGCCAAUCUGGACAAGAUGAAGAGCGCGCAGGAGGCGCUGACGCUGUCCAUGGCGGUGAACGAACUGAACAAAAAGACGAAAGAGCUGGAGAAGCAGCGCGAGGAGAACGAAGCCAAGAUCAAGGACUUGGAGGAGGAGCUGGAGAACACGCAGAAGACGAUCGAGGAGCAGCAAAAGCAGGUCGAGGAGCUGGCGACUCAGGUCGCGGCGUCCGCGAGCAGCAAGCCUGGCGAAGCGGCGGGCUCGAAGGAUCAAUCCGAUCUGGAGAAGCAGCUGAGAGAGUCGCAGCGCCAGCUGGAGGAGGUGCAGAACGAGAAGGAGGACGUGGAGCGCGCGCAGCGCGAUCUGGAGUACGAUCUGGAGGAGAAGAAGGAACAGCUGGAGGCGCUGACGAAGGAGAAGGAGGAGAAGGAGAAGGAGGUGAAGGAGAAGGACGAGCAGAUCGAUCGGAUCACGCGCGAGCUGGAGUCGGUGCGCGACCUGGCGGAGACCUCGAACCAGAAUCUGGAGAGCAAGGAGGAAGAGCUGGCUGCGAAGAUCGAGGAGCUGGAGCGUCUGACGCGGGACCAGGAAGACAAGGAGAAGCAGAUCGAGGAGCUGAAGGAAGAGGUGGAGCGACUGCGCGGCGCGGCGGAGAAGGGAUCUGCGGACGAGGACGUGGAGGCGCUGCAGCGAGAGAUCGAAGAGAAGAACAAGCGGAUCCAGGAGCUGCAGGACUCGAUGGAAAAGAAGAGCGCAGGUGGUUCGGCGGAGUCGAGCGACUCGGAUGUGGAGGACAUGAAGGAGCAGUACAGAGAGCGUCUGCAGGCACUGAACGAGGCAGCGAAGGCGAGCGGGUCCAAGGGCCGGCUGGAGACGCUGCUGACCGCGCAGCUGGAGAAGAACCGCAAGAUGGAGGAGAAGAACCGCGAGCUGAGACGAAAGAACAAGGAGUCAGAGCGAAUGAUCCAGCGAAAGGAUCAGGACAUCGCGAAACUGCAGAAGGGAAUGGAGCAGUUGAAGCAGCAGUGCGACAAGGACGUGCGAAGCUCGAAGGACGAGGUAUCCAAGGCCAUGAUCGAGUUGCGCAGGGAGAACGAGGAGCUGCGCAAGAGCUUGGAGCAGUACAUGGAAGGAGCCUAAUAGUAGUCAUAA
Messenger RNA from Blastocystis hominis, 2379 nucleotides. RefSeq lists its product as hypothetical. The record is from RefSeq and is a predicted model, not a curated record. Lineage: Eukaryota; Bigyra; Opalinata; Blastocystidae. The transcript has a single exon. The coding region runs from base 1 to 2367 and encodes 788 amino acids.